This is a messenger RNA of Sinocyclocheilus grahami, 1907 nucleotides long. RefSeq names its product NALCN channel auxiliary factor 1a (gene nalf1a). Gene Ontology annotation, molecular function: stretch-activated, monoatomic cation-selective, calcium channel activity. The coding region runs from base 444 to 1583 and encodes 379 amino acids. Gene Ontology annotation, biological process: calcium ion import across plasma membrane. The record is from RefSeq and is a predicted model, not a curated record. The transcript is spliced from 3 exons. Gene Ontology annotation, cellular component: plasma membrane. NCBI's taxonomy places the organism in Eukaryota, Metazoa, Chordata, Actinopteri, Cypriniformes, Cyprinidae.
CAACGUAACGUUUGGCCAAAAUGACUGUGGAUCGUUUCGCGAGAAAAGAUCCCACCUUGUCGGACCGAGGAGGCGAGAUUCGGCGUUUCGAAACGAGGAGUCCUUGCGCUUUUCACCAGAGCGAGCGGCCAGACACUGGCUUUUCCGCGUUGUAGCGGCUCUGCGCAAAAGGGGAGAGCGGAACCCAUGACAGACGAGCAGGGAGAGACAUGUUGCUACAGAUAGCUGGGUUUUUCUCCGGAGAAGCACGGGGAGAGGGGACUCGACAAUGAAAGCAGUAAUCCCCCUGAACACAGCAACUGAUCGUUAAUCGCGGAGGUGAGCCACGACCGCUCGUAAGCCAUCGUUUAGUGGGAAAAACUCAAGGCAGACCUCCCGUCAAUGACUAUUGUGGCAGAAAAGCCCCCACGGUGGAGUCAGCCAGAGCUGCGCUUUCCCAAAAUAUGACCAGCGGUGCUUGGAAGUGUCGGCAGCGAGAUGACGGCUUAAAAAUUUGGUGUGCUCCCCGCGAGAACGAGAAGCCAUUCACCGACUCCGAGAGGGCCCAGCGAUGGCGAUUGUCCUUAGCGUCCCUCUUAUUUCUAACCGUUCUGCUUUCUGAUCAUCUGUGGUUCUGCGCCGAGGCCAAACUGACAAGGACCCGAGACAAGUUAGCUUCAGUGGACAUGAGCGCAAACCAUAGACCCGACCUCCCUUCAACACACAGCAGCCUCAGAAGAAAUGAAGAUGCUAUUUUUGUAGUCAAUUCUACCAAACCUUUGUGGCAACUAGAAACUUGCCAGCCGGAUGGUUUGUCUGAAAACUGCUUCACUUUUGUCGACGCUGACCACUUGUGCAGGGGCCUUUCGCAAACGGAGGGGACGCGGUGGAUGAACAUAAGCGAUUUGUACCUUUCCUUUUGUAAUUCGUACUCUCUUAUGGAUUUGCUUUACGGAUCGUUAAGUCCGGACAAUUUGAACUGCAGCCUUAAUGUGAUCGUGGACGGCGACCUAAACAGCUGCAGUCUGUGCGUUCAGGCGUACCAGCGUUAUGACCUGCACGCGCUGGAGAAAUAUGAGGAAUUUGAGAUGAUGGCAGACAAAUACGAGACGGAUGUGUACUCAGUAAGGACGUGCAUGGAAGAAUGCAAGAUUGUCUACAAGCCCUGGCUCUGCGCUCAGUAUUUCCAGAGUCCUCAGUCAGGCUGCAGUCAUAAGAUUCCCUGUGAACAGUACUGUCUUGAGGUCCAGCAGAGGUGUCCGUUCAUAUUGCCUGACAAUGAUGACCUUAUACAUGGUGGAACUCCCAGUUUUAUAUGUGCAGGGUUCAAACCAGACAUCAACCAGGAGCCAGAGUGCUGUGAUGUGCGGUGGGACCAGAAGUCCAACAACCGCUCCCGCAGCACUUUAAAAAGAACUCACCCUUCCUGCCAGCACACAUCCGUGACCUCCUCGGAGGCUCCACGGCUUGGGCAGGGCCGGCUGAAACUUUGCUUGCUGGUUUUAGUUCUUCUCCACACUGUGGCUACCAUGACGGCCAAUCAGAACUCGACCUGCCUGACCGCCAUCUUUCCACUGGACGACAACGCCCCCAGAGAAGAGUGAUUGGACGAUGCUGGGCUGGACAACUCUAGCGUAUCCGCUUGCUCCAACACAUCUCGCUUUGGGCUUGUCAGUAAAGAAGCCCCGCACUCAGAGAGAAGUUGAGUGUACCGGCUCUUAAGUGAGGCUAACAGUCUCAACCAGAGAACACUUAACCACACUUGUCAUCAGCACCUUGUGGGGUUUGGGGAAAACAGCGAACAAGACACGGGACAAAAGAUAAGCAUAAUAUGAAGAGUCAGAACAUGCCCCCACAGAGACUUCUCACUCUCUUCUGGAACACACAUUGUGACACACACACACACAAACACAAACACACACACACAC